AUGAAAGCACGCUACCCAAAGACUCCGAAUACGCUUGUCAUCCCCACCCCCACGGACGAAGACGAAGUGUUUCCGUUGUAUUUCUGGGCCCAUGGCGGCGGUUGGGUUGCGGGCAAUCUGGAUACCGACGACUACCCAUUGCGUGCAAUCGCUCAUGAACUCCGCGUCAGCAUCGUUAGCGUCGACUAUCGCCUUGCCCCCGUCUAUCACCAUCCAACCCAAGUGAACGACAGUUACACCGCGCUGAAAUGGGCAGUAGAGAAUGCCCAACUCCUCCGGGCCGAUGUCAAGAAAGGACUCGUCUUGGGCGGCAUGUCAGCUGGGGCCCAUAUCGUUGGCGUUCUGGCGCAUCGCGCUCGGGAUGACCCGUUCUUCAGCCAACGACCGGUCACAGGCCACCUUCUUCAGAUCCCCCCGUCUUUACACUACGCUGCCCAAGUUCCCGAAGAGUAUAAAAGUCAGCUAUUAUCACCGGAGCAGAACAAAUUCGCGCCGAUCUUGUCCACGGAAGCACUCAACAAGUACUGGGACAAGUUGGCUGGCGACGCAUCUCCCUCGUCACCUGACCUCUCUCCGCUCCUUGCCAGCCACGACGGGCUCGCCCCUGCCGUCCUCCAAAUCUGCGGACUCGACCCUCUCCGUGACGAGGCCUUUCUGUACAAUGACCUCCUCAUCAAAGCGGGCGUCAAGACGAAAGUCACCAGCUAUCCGGGGCUUCCCCACGGCUUCUCGUAUUUCUACCCCACCGUUUCAGAAGCCCGUAAAUGGAAUGAAGACUAUCGUGUGGGACUGAGGUGGCUGCUUGCUGGAGCGGCAGAGAAAGCGCAAUGA
This is a messenger RNA of Mycena indigotica, 831 nucleotides long. Its product is annotated as Abhydrolase-3 domain-containing protein. Lineage: Eukaryota; Fungi; Basidiomycota; Agaricomycetes; Agaricales; Mycenaceae. The transcript has 9 exons. The coding region runs from base 1 to 831 and encodes 276 amino acids. The record is from RefSeq and is a predicted model, not a curated record. Gene Ontology annotation, molecular function: hydrolase activity.